UCAGUUUACGAACACUUCGACAAUGGAAAACAUCGACGCUUUUCCUAUGUGGGAGGUGUUCAACAAGCAGAUCAUACCUGCCCUUCUUGACAUGGCAUUCUCCGAUGCAACUCUGCAGAGACUCACCAGCGUGAUAAAAACGACCGAAUUUUUAAAAAUUAUCGCUUACACUCGUGAUCCUUCAACGAGCUGGGAAGAGUAUCAGAAAAAGACGUUACAGUACAAAGCCUUCACUAUUUGGUUACUCGAGAGAUGCUUCUAUCUACUAACUUGCGACAACUUUGCUAAAAUUCACGAUCUCGUUUUUAACGUUCACAUUCGCAUACUCCACUACAUUAGCAUAUCACAGCCCGAUUUGUAUACCGAAUUAUGCGGCGAGUAUUUCUCGUGCCUAACACAGUUGAACAGGAUGCAUUGUAAUGACUCUAAGAAAAUCAGAUUGGAAAUAUUUAUGCCGAUUGAAAUACCAGAACUGAAAGAUAAGUUGGAUUUUAGCGCUGUUCCAAUCGAGGUCUCUUCAAAGACCAUGUGCAGUAAAAUACAAAUGCGUGUGUUGAAGCUUUUGUCGAACAUGUUGCUGAAUAUCAAAAGCAGUAACUUACAUGAGGUGAUCUAUGACAAUUUCGACUGCCUCGAAUUCGUUCUGUCAGAAUGCAGUAUGGACCUAAAACUGUCAGCGAUCGAUGUAUAUGUCACUGCUUUAAAUUGUGCAAAUCCUUCUAGAUUAACUAGUGGGAAUGUACCAUUAAGGUACUCUAAUUUUGUUUCAUUUCUGGAAAAUAUCGUGUGUAACGUGUAUAAUAAGACCACUAUUAUAUCACAGGGAGAAAUGCAGUGCCUCGAGUCUUUGCUCAUUGUAAUUUUUUCUUCACCUAAACACUUCAAUAACUGCAUGGAAAAAUUGUAUCAUUUUGCUUUAUACAUAAAUGCAAAGGCAGUAUCCAAAGAUCUGCAAUUUACGAGUCUGUCUUAUGUUCGACGUAAUCAAUUACCUUCAUCAGACAAUGUGAAGGAGUACAUUAAUAGAGUCGUGAACUGUAAAGAAUAUGAAUACUUUAAGUUUGUAAAGGAACAGAUUCAGCGUGAAAAAGGAAUCGAAUUGUGGAAAACAACGUGGUAUAAACUUUAUUUUAGUAUGUUUCCAUGUCUACCAAGUGCAAGAUAUGCAAAUGAUAUGGUAGAUAAGACUAAUGACUGUAAAUUCUUAGAUCUGUUGACUACAGCACAAAAAUUUGUAAAAUUAACAAAUGAGCUUAAGGUAGAAGAUUACGAACAUAAAUCCUGGCCCUCUGUACUAGAUUUAUUUAGGAUAACAUAUAAUCAUUUCUCAACAUGUAACAAAAUUGACUCGCUUGAGAUAUUGAUGCGCAAAUUUAUAACCGAUGUAUAUUGCGUAGGAUCAUUUGAUCUUAUUUUUAAUGCUUUUUCGUUUCCCUUUACCAACAAGGGAACAGAACUAUUGAAGUAUGAAUGGAAGCCAGGCAGUUUCUGGACGUGCAAGUCGAGCCGAACAUUACAAAUGGCAUUAACUUUUUUGUGCACUUUAGUGUGCAAUUGUUCAUCACGUCACACACUGCGCUAUACUAAAAGUACGGAACAAAUCCGACAUGAUUAUUUCAGAAUAAUUAAGUCACAUUGGAGAGAUGUAGUGCCUAUGCUUCCGAAUGAGGUAGUAAGGAAUGUGCUGCGUUACCCUACGAUGUUCAAUGGAAGAGACGAAUGGAUUACGGACGUACUGGUUCCUGCUUUGGAAACUUUAUCGCCCCAGUUACUACCCAUCGCAAUUGAGGUCGGAGGUGAAAUAAUCUGCCAGUCAAGUUCUCAAUUCGUUCAUUUCAUCUCAAGUGUUAACGACGAGACUGUGUUCGAAGUAUGUUGUUUGUCCUGCAGAAAAGAGUAUUAUAACGUAAAUGAGAAGUACGAACUCGAGACUAUAUUAGAAAAAAGUGCGAAAUCGCAAAUGGCGUAUGCUGUUAGUAAACCGGUACACGGAAAUUGUGAAACAGUAUUUAGAUUGCUGAAACAUAUCUUGAAGCACUGUGCCAGUAACGAUUCCAAUGUAAAAAUAUCUAUAAUUAAGACUAUGCACAGUUUUACUCACUUAUUGCCAUUUUAUGAUGUUAGUGGCAUGUCAUGUUGGUUCAAAUUUGCGGAUGAUCGAGACGUGAUGGUUAGAAGAGAAUUUUCUAAAGUGGUGAAAGUCAUAUUCGUUGCCAUUUCGGAAAGCAAAGUCAUAUCAAAUGAGGACAAAAAUGAAAUGUUUAAGACUUGUUUCUUGGAAUUGCAAAAGUACUCCGAACAAUCUGUACACAAAUCGAAUUACGAGCUACAAGAAACUCUAUUGACCACCAUAAGUGAAUUGUCCAAGCUGUCAUUGCCCAUAACCACACGUUACGUGUCGCAGAUCUUACUGUACUUUAUUAUGUAUCCGACUUCGAAACAUUACUUAAUUGCGUUGAAUAUAUUCAUGGAAAUGGCUCAUCUGCAGAACACAACUACCGCUUUAAUCUACGCACAGCACCGUCAGCAACUGUGCAGUAACAUCAUGAAAAUUUGCGCUAUUAAUUUGGCCGUCAUAGGUUACAGUCUAUCAACGUCACUAGAAAGAAUAUCGACAGUUCUCGGCUUUUAUGGUCCCAAAGAUUUUGUUAUGAAGGAAAGUCGUUCGCUGUUACCCGUCCUGAUCUCAAUGAUAGUCAUCAUGCCUCAGGUCGAAAGGCUCGUAGAGGAGUUCGCCAAGUUGGAAGAAAUGAGCGUGAAGGACUUAUUGAUCAGCAAAUAUGGGAAUAUUUUCCUACACAUAUUUCUGAACGAGACUGAAGACAUGUUCAAACGGUUGAUGAGGUACAUUGAGGAGAAGACCGGAUGUAGUGGCAGAACAUUACGGAAGAAAGAUCUCUUGGUUAUUUUAAGCGAUCUGUUGCUAAACUUCCACGAAUAUCGAGACCGAGUGCUAGUAGGCCUACGUAUUUUGGCGACUGACGAUUCCGACGGCCCCCCAAUCGGCAUCAACCGAAUUCCCGAAUAUUUGCAACCGAAACUUUUAGGCGUCCUCGGUAAUUUCGACAUGAAAUUGGUUUUGCUUCGUUAUUUGGAUGUCGAGAAGGUUCUGUUGAGCCUCGCCGAGCUCGUGACCUUUAUGGGACCGAAGUACAUUACGCCUUUGCGUUUUAAAAUUUUUGCCAUGUUGAAGACGGCUUUGAAUUCGAACGAGGUUAGCGGCCAGCUGCAUUGCGACGUGUGGGAGGCUUUCCUCAAAAGUUGCGAAAUUGAAUCGCUCGGCCCGCAGUUGGCGUCAAUUUUCGUGUUUCUGAUACCUCUACUAGAAAAUCAACCGAAAGUUACGGCGAUAUUUCGAUAUCUAAUCAUAGAAAAGGAGGCCUACGUUAAGGACUAUAUUUGUGACUUGUUUUUCUUGCUGGAAGGCACUGUAGGUGGUGAUAUUUGCGUUGUUAUCGAGAAAUACUUAAAGCGUGUGCAAGGCUUACCGUUUCGAGAACAUUUGAGCGCAUUUUUAAAAUAUUUAAAUCACGAAACUGUCGAAAUUCGAGUGCACGGUUUGAAGUACAUCAAACGGCUAUUGGAAACCAACAGAGAAGAGUUAGAUCGGAUGAUAUUGGGUUACAAUGGUAUCGAUCCAAUCAUUGUUAGUCUUUUGGACGUACUCAUGCUCGCUUGCCGCGACAAAGAGGACCUUAUCAAGUUGGCUUGCGGCGAGUGUCUUGGGGAGCUGGGCGCAAUCGAACCUAGUCACUUACCGAGGCAGUACAAAACUGAAACACAGUCAUUUAUUUUUUUCAUCACAGAGGAUAGUUUUAUUGUUAGCGCUUUAAAUGAAUUAACUCGAGCUUUGCAAGCGGAAAAGAACACGCGGAAAAUGGACCGUUUUGCGUUGGCAAUACAAGAAGCUUUGAAAUAUUAUGAAAUAUCUCCUGACCCGAGCAGUCGCAAACACAAACUUUGGAUGGAUUUCCCUGAUAGUCAAAAAGAACUUAUGCUGCCAAUGUUAUCUUCACGUUAUACGUUGCUGCAACCAAAACAAAAAAUUCCGGUUUCGCCAAUAUACGGAUCCAAGUAUGGUUCAACUUACGAUCUAUGGAUUUCUAAUUGGACAAGUAAUUUAACUUUGGAAAUGAAGGUGGACGAACGAUCCGUGGUGCAGGUAUGUUUGCCAAGUUUGCACCAAGACCAUAAUACCUUAAUGGUCUUCCUACCACAUAUCCUAUUGCACGCAUUGUUAGAUGGUAGUCAGGCGUCUCAUGACGAUAUUUUCGCCGAGUUCACGGCGGUAAUCGAUACUUACACCAAUAGAGAGGCCAGCGUGCCGAUAGCGUCUUUACCUAGCGGCACACCUAUCUCGAGCAAUACUGUUUCGCCGGAAGAAAAGGUUGUAUUCGUUCUUUUGGAUUUUUUGGAUCGUUGGAUUAGGGAAUGGACAUGGAAAGGGCCGAAAUCUGCCAACGAAGAAGAAUGUCGAAUAAUUAAGUCAUUUUUAACUCGUUUUUGCAAGCUGAAGUUGGCUCGCUCAAAUUGCCGAUGUGGGGAGUAUGCUAGGGCGCUGAUGUACUUCGAGGAGUACAUUAGUGAGCACUCUGACCAACUGAAAAAUCAUCUGCCACUCUUUACCGAGCUUUACGCUCAACUGGACGAACCAGAUGGUGUAGAAGGAGUAACCACAAUUCAUGAUAAAGAACCGCCCAUUGAACAAAAAUUGUUGGCAUUAGAAGUGUCUGGAAAAUUAACUGAUGCAAUAGCUCACUACGAACAGAUACCCGCACCGCUCAAAUUGCAUCACCUACAAUGUUUGGUACAAUGCUAUUUAGAUUUGGAGAACGUACACGCGGCGCUAAAUUACGUCCGCGGGUAUGUGCAUUCGUAUCCGACUUACAAUAAAAAUGUGUUAUUAGAAAUGCAAGCCGAACCUCUCCUACGUUUAGGACGCUAUUCAGACCUAGAUGAGUUACUUAAAAAGCCGGAAAUGCGAUGUAAUCACAGUUGGAGCUUAGAAGUGGGGAGAUCACUGUUGUAUCUUCAAGAUGGCAAAAUGGAUGAGUUUAAUAACAUUUUAAACUCGUUAUCAAUUUCGCAAGUAGACGCUUUAGGUGCGGCCAGCUUAAAACAAGGUGCAUAUCAACAUGGCUACAUGUACGCGGCACGUUUGCAUACAAUAACGGAGUUAAAGCAAAUAGGAAACAUGAUAAAAGAACUGCUAUUAAGACCAAACGAUCACAAAGUGUGUGAAUCUGUCCUUAAGAAAUUGAUGGUGGAAUGGGAGUUACGAUUAAAGAUCGUUCACCAAUCUCGAAAAAUCCAAGAAUCUAUCUUAAGUUUGAGACGGGUGGGAAUUCUUCAAGCGAAAACCAUUUUAAGGGAUAGAGUACCAAACUCUUUAAAUUUGCUCAAUUCAAUUUUGGGCGAAUCUUGGUUACGCAGCGCUACCAUCGCAAGGGCGUCCGGUGUUCACCAGCAAGCGUUUACUUACACAUUGAAAGCGGACGACUACUCACCACCACGCUUAUUUCUUGAAAAAGCUCAGCUGCACUGGAUGAGAGAGGAGCACCAACAAGCUUUGAGUGUCUUACGAAAGGGGGUUGAGAGAUUAAUUCCGGAUGCGAUAGGAACCCCAUCAUUCUCCUGCGGCAACAAUGAUUUGGACAUAAAGAAAAUUUCGGCAGAAGCAAAAUUACUGAUUGCCUCCUACAACGAUUCAGUGUCAAACGUCGACGCUCACGUGAAUAAACAGCACUACAAAGACGCGGUCGACAAUUUCAAUCAAUGGGAAAAGAGUCUAGUGUGCCUUGCGCAGUAUUACGACCGCCUUUCUCAAUCGUUACCUGACAGCGAGAGGGAGAAGGAAGAAGGUGACAUGAAAGUGCUCAUGAUUAAUUACUUCGGAAGAUCGCUGCUUUACGGUAGCGAGUACGUCUAUCAGUCCAUGCCGCGAAUGCUUAGCAUUUGGUUCGACUAUGGCACGGGCGUCUCCAACUUGGCGAGUGGAAUUACGGUCAGCAAAUCCGGGGGAAUUGGAAAGAUGGAACGCGAAAAUACCCUUACCCAGAUGACGAACCUAAUCGAUACGUUCCUCGAGAGGUUACCCUCUUAUAUAUUCUUAACGGCAUUUUCACAGAUUGUGUCGAGAAUAUGCCACCCACAGAAGCAAGUGUCAAUUGAGCUAAGAAAUAUUAUUGUCAAAUUAGUUUUGCAAUAUCCUCAACAAACUCUGUGGAUGUUAAUAUCGAUGAUAAAAUCGAGGUGUGCGAUCCGAUUGAAGAGGUGCACCGAAAUUUUGAAAGAAGUACGCUCCAAGUCGUCCAACAUGGGCAGACUGAUAGGAGACUUUACUAAAUUGGCAGAGAAAUUAAUCGAACUGUGUAACAAGGAGAUACCUGACAAUAUUCGAGUCGCCUCAGUAGGUUCCGUAUUGCAGUCACUGCCAAGAAUGUUGAGCAAUAGUGACUUCAGUGAGAUAAUGAUACCGACACAGAAAUUUCGAAAACUUAUCUUACCGAAUCCGGAUUUUCAAAGCAGUCAGCAUAAUCCCUUUCCAAAUCGAUACGUUCAUAUUGUGGGAAUUGAGGACAAAUUUACAAUAUUGGAAAGUAUGCAGCAUCCCAGGAAAAUCACCUUUAGGGGAUCAGAUGGGAAUAAGUACACCCAACUUUUGAAACCAAAGGAUGAUCUCCGAAAGGACUUCCGUCUAAUGGAAUUCAACGACGUCGUAAAUCAAAUGCUAUCAAGAGACCCUGACUGCAGACAAAGGCGAUUGCACAUUCGGCUGUAUUCGGUCGUACCAUUAAACGAAGAGUGUGGAAUAUUGGAGUGGAUACAUAAUUUGGUCGGAUUACGUCCCGUUUUGCAAGAUUUGUACAAACAGAGAGGUUUAGGUAUGAGCGGAAGAGACAUAAAGAACGUUAUCUGCAAUCAAAACGAUUCGUUGGCAAAGAAAAGGGACGUGUUUACUAAAUGUUUACUGCCAAGAAAUCCACCGAUUUUCAAAGAAUGGUUCAGGAAAACGUUUCCCGAUGCGCAGAGCUGGUUAACCGCGCGAACGGCUUACAUACAUACGACUGCGGCAAUAUCGAUGGUCGGCUAUGUAUUGGGAUUGGGAGAUCGUCAUGGUGAAAAUAUUUCCUUUGAUUCCACCUGUGGUGAUACGGUUCAUGUCGAUUUUAAUUGUCUGUUUAAUAAAGGGGAAACAUUCCAGUGGCCGGAACGUGUACCCUUCAGACUUACACAUAAUAUGGUUGCAGCGAUGGGUCCCUUAGGUGUGGAGGGAAUGUUUCGCAAAUCGUGCGCCUGUACACUGACAGUUCUUCGAGCACACACAAACACGUUAAUGUCAAUCGUAGCACCGUUCGUCUAUGACCCUUUAGUGUCAUGGUCGCGAAGGGCAGUGCCUAAUAUGAAUGUUGGGGAGCAACCGAACCUACAGGCCGUUGAACACUUGGCAAACAUUGAAGAGCGACUUAAGGGUAUAAUAAAAUCAAAGCGUAAGUCGACCAUUUCAAUACCGUUGUCAGUUGAUGGGCAGACUAAUAUUUUAAUUCAAGAAGCCAUGAGCAUCGAUAAUUUAUGCCAAAUGUAUAUUGGAUGGGGAGCCUACCUGUAAUGUUAUAAGCGUAUAAGAGUUAUUUUUUGUUUUAAUUUUGUAAGAGUUACUUUUUUUUAUUAAAAUUACUUUUCAUGA
Molecule: messenger RNA, 7687 nt
Organism: Photinus pyralis (common eastern firefly)
Lineage: Eukaryota; Metazoa; Arthropoda; Insecta; Coleoptera; Lampyridae
Product: serine/threonine-protein kinase ATR-like
Exons: 19
Coding region: 23-7609 (2528 amino acids)
Biological process (GO): protein phosphorylation; telomere maintenance; DNA damage checkpoint signaling
Cellular component (GO): nucleus
Molecular function (GO): protein binding; protein serine/threonine kinase activity
Source: RefSeq, a predicted model, not a curated record